Molecule: messenger RNA, 2306 nt
Organism: Camelina sativa (false flax)
Lineage: Eukaryota; Viridiplantae; Streptophyta; Magnoliopsida; Brassicales; Brassicaceae
Biological process (GO): regulation of DNA-templated transcription
Cellular component (GO): nucleus
Source: RefSeq, a predicted model, not a curated record
AUGACCGUUGCUGUGUAACAUUCAACUCAACCCAAAAUAAAAAUCUAAAUUUUUUUAUCAUUUCACCACUAGAGCACCAGCCAUAAAAAGAGAGACUUUUGAAAUCAUUCAUCCAUCACCAAGAGAACCCGAAUCAAAAACCUUAACCCAGUAGUGUGGUGAUGGAAGGAACCCAAAAGGUGUCUCUUUACGAACAAUGCAGAGAAGAUAGGAUCAAAGAGAAUCUUCAGAGGAUGCAAAAUCUUGGCAUCUUGAAUCUCUCUCGCAAACUCAGAUCCGAGAACCGACCCAUCAAUAGAAGAUCUCACGGUAACCCUAAUGCCGCUCUGAGAUCGACUCCUCCUCUUCAGCCAUCUCGCAGAUCUUCUCGAUUGGAGAACACAACUCCAGUUAUCUACACUGAUGGGAUCAAUGAGAAGGGUAAAAAAGCAACUAAACGAGGGAAUGUGGUGAUUGGUGAAGGGGUAAGGUCAGAGAUUUACACUGAGGAACAUGAGAAGCUUCUUGGGAAUACAGAACGAAGCUGGACUUGUUUUGUUGAUGGCUAUGAUAAGGAUGGCAAACGGAUUUAUGAUCCGUUUAAGGGUAAAACUUGUCACCAGUGCAGGCAGAAAACGAUGGGAUAUCGUACACAGUGCAGUGAAUGCAACAUGGUUCAAGGACAAUUAUGUGGAGAUUGUUUGUUUAUGAGAUAUGGUGAACAUGUGCUGGAAGCUCUGGAGAAUGCAAACUGGACCUGCCCUGUUUGUCGCGAUAUUUGCAAUUGCAGUUUGUGUCGGAAUAACAAAGGAUGGGUUCCAACUGGCCCUAUCUACAGAAGGAUAGCUGCGCUUGGGUAUAAGUCUGUAGCACAUUAUCUGAUUCAAACCAAACGGUACCAAACUGAUGACUCAACCCCAAAUCAAGCUUCUGCAAAGAGAUCACUUUCCUUUAAAGAAAAGAUUGCUGAUGAUGGAGAAGUACCAAAGCUUCAGAUUGAUGAUGAUUCCUUGGAGAAAGAGGAAGAUGAAAACACUAAUGAAAAUCAAAACUGUGAUCUCCUUGAAGAAGUACAAAAUCUUGCGGAGAUCGAAGAUCAGAAUGGUGAUUCCUUGAAGAAAGAGGAGGAUGAGAAUCCCAAUUCAGCUAGAAGGUCACUGAGCUUCAAGCCUUAUGCGGAUAAUCAGACUCCAUGGGUUGAUGUUCAGGUCUUAAGUUGUCUUGAGCCACCAAAUCAAGAUCAUUCAUGUGCUCACACUGGUGAUGAUCUUUCAGAAGUUCAGGAAAAGAUAGGUCAAAACUCGAAUUUGGAGGCGAGACCAGUUAGCUACUUGCUUCCUGUGGAUGACCAGACUCCAUGGGUUGAUGUUCAGGUCUUAAGUUCUCUUGAGCCACUAAAGCAGGAUAAACAAGAACAUUCAUGUGCCCACACUGGUGAUGAUCUUUCAGAAGUUCAGGAAAAGAUAGGACAAAACUCGAAUUUGGAGGCGAGACCAGUUAGCUACUUGCUUCCUGAGGAUGAUCAGACUUCAUGGGUUGAUGUUCAGGUCUUAAGUUGUCGUGAGCCACUAAAGCAGGAUAAACAAGAACAUUCAUGUGCCCACACUGGUGAUGAUCUUUCAGAAGUUCAGGAAAAGAUAGGACAAAACUCGAAUUUGGAGGCGAGACCAGUUAGCUACUUGCUUCCUGAGGAUGAUCAGACUUCAUGGGUUGAUGUUCAGGUCUUAAGUUGUCGUGAGCCACUAAAGCAGGAUAAACAAGAACAUUCAUGUGCCCACACUGGUGAUGAUCUUUCAGAAGUUCAGGAAAAGAUAGGAAAAAACUCGAAUUUGGAGGCGAGACCAGUUAGCUACUUGCUUCCUGUGGAUGAUCAGACUCCAUGGGUUGAUGUUCAGGUCCUGAGUUAUCUUGAGACGCCAACACAGGAUAAACAAGAACAUUCAUGUGCCCGCAUUGGUGAUACUCUUCCAGAAGUUCAAGAGAGGAUAGGACAAGACCUUAAUUUGGAGACAAGACCUAGGGAAAGUCAGACGCCUGUAGUCAAAGCUCAUAACAAGGUCCUAAGCGAUGAGACAGAGACCGGGGUUAACUCAGUGAGGACUCGAGUAACGAGUAGUAAGAGGAAGGCGGCUCUUGAACCUAAUCAAAAUAGCAUUGGUGGAAGACUAAGGCAGCGCCGAAAAAUCCAAAGUGAGGUUUAGAAUAAGUUCCAGAAGAAACCUUAACGUCUUUUGUUAAGCUACAUGAUGACUCUUUCUGUUUCUUUUUGGUAUUUUUUAAUGCUUAUGUGCAAGUAUCUUUUGUUUAAAAUCUAUCUAAGAAUGAUU